Molecule: messenger RNA, 708 nt
Organism: Cynara cardunculus var. scolymus (artichoke)
Lineage: Eukaryota; Viridiplantae; Streptophyta; Magnoliopsida; Asterales; Asteraceae
Product: histone H3.3
Exons: 5
Coding region: 116-526 (136 amino acids)
Cellular component (GO): nucleosome
Molecular function (GO): protein heterodimerization activity; DNA binding; structural constituent of chromatin
Source: RefSeq, a predicted model, not a curated record
UCCGUACAUUCCUGAGUGGAGGAUGUUCUUCCCCAAUUCCAAAACCCUAGAUUUCUGAAUCCUACAAAUCUCACAUAAAUCUCUCGUUCUACAGUUUCUGUGAAUCUGAAAAGCGAUGGCUCGUACUAAGCAAACUGCUCGCAAGUCUACCGGUGGAAAAGCUCCGAGGAAGCAACUGGCUACCAAGGCUGCUAGGAAAUCUGCUCCCACAACUGGAGGAGUGAAGAAGCCUCAUCGUUAUCGUCCUGGAACUGUCGCUCUUCGUGAGAUCCGCAAGUAUCAGAAGAGUACCGAACUGCUAAUCCGCAAAUUGCCAUUCCAGAGGCUUGUUCGUGAAAUUGCCCAGGAUUUCAAGACUGAUUUGAGGUUCCAGAGCCAUGCUGUAUUGGCACUUCAGGAGGCUGCAGAAGCUUAUCUUGUGGGUCUCUUUGAGGAUACCAACUUGUGUGCGAUCCACGCCAAGAGGGUUACGAUCAUGCCAAAAGACAUCCAAUUGGCUCGCCGUAUCCGUGGAGAGCGAGCUUAGAAUCACUUCACUAAAGAAAAUUUGGUCCUUUUGAGAUGUAUGUUGUCUUUACAUAUUGAAUCUCGUAUUUGUUUUGUUCUUGUGGUAAUCUUCUUGGAAGGAUUCUUGUUUUAGUUUUAUAUGGAAAUUGAUGGAAUUUUGUUGGUGGGUAUAAAAUUGAUAGGAAUUGCAUACAUUCUUGA